AUGCAGCCUGUUCAACAGGUCUUAAGCCCUUCCCUGAACAUCAGCUCACCUCCCGAAACUCUCCAUGUACUUUCCGGUUCCUUCCGCUCCCUUUCACUCUUCCUACUCGCGUUCUCACCCGCUGCAAGGACAUUGUCACUGUUACAUCAGGUUCCCGGCUUCGGACCUCACCAAUAUAUUGGUACUAAUCGGGACAAGAUUAAAACUGCGUAUACAACAAGCUGGGCUGCUCCUCCAAUACUGUCUAGCUGGGAAAUUACAUCAGAUUGGCACCUCAAUCACCUCGAUAAUGUCCCAAUCACUGCUGUGUCUUCUUAUAUUUCUCUCCCCCAUCCAUAUACGCAUCUAUACUCUAUGGGUGGACCUACAGGCGAAGUUCACCUCCUCUCGCCUCAAAGUGGUUCAUUCAUGGAAAAAGUUCAAGAAGUCCUCUUUGUUCCUCCCGACAAAUUAGCAGAUACGGAUAAGUCUCGAAAGGCGUUGAGGUACGGCUCACACGCGAUCGAGUUUGCUCAUCUUCCUGGCACAAAUACUCGAUUGGCCUUCGUGCCAGUACUUGGGACCAACUCGAUCGAAGUCUACACGCAUGAUCCUGAUUCGGGAUUUUUGACCCACGUCUAUUCCUCACCGUCUCCGCGUUCUGGAGUCGAGGAUGGUCCGAGACAUGUCAAGGUUCAUCCUAAUGGUAAGAUAUUGUAUUGCGUCACGGAGCAUAAUAACCUCCUCGACGUUUAUUCUUUCCGUGCAACGGGCAGAUCUGAUUCGAGCACCGAAUGGUCAAACAACCCUCUCAAGUAUCUCGGUACCCGUUCGCUUCUUCCCCCCAACCUCUCAUAUCCAUCCGCAUCGAUUCAGACUAUCCAUCGAUUCAGAGGAGACACACUGAUGCUUGGACCAAGCGUUGGAGCAGGGCAGUGGCCGACAGAGAUAUGGGCUACGACACGCGGUUCGACGGAAGAUGACCGAGGAUGGGUCAGUGUGUUCAAGUUGGAUCAGGAUGGGAUGUUCGCUCCCUUCAACUCAUCUGGCAAGUCUUUUAGCGAAGAGGAAGGAGUCGAACGAUACGAAACGCCAACUUCUGGAGGCAAGGCUCAUGCCAUAGAUUUGUAUCCGAAAUCUUCUUCGUCACUCAAUGUCCCCUACUUAGAAUCUCGUGUAGGAUCCCCUGUGUGGAUCCUGCUCACUGACGACUCGGACUAUGCUGCCGGCGAAGUACGCGAUGGACCUUCUAUAUUGAGCCAACCAGUCAAAAGGAGUAACCCGGUCGGUGGCGUCCGCGUGCUUGAAUGGGAUAGUUGGUCAAGCGGUGGUAUUCGGGAGGUUGUGAGUUGGCCAUCGGCGGGAAAACGGGAUGGCAAAGCUGAAAUUGUGGAUGAGGAAGCAGGGGUUACUGAACAGGUUGUGGAGCAAGGAAGUGACGAGGAGAGGCUAAUGCGUGGAGGCAGUCAUGCUGUGUGGUUAGAUUAG
Messenger RNA from Lentinula edodes (shiitake mushroom), 1467 nucleotides. RefSeq lists its product as uncharacterized. NCBI's taxonomy places the organism in Eukaryota, Fungi, Basidiomycota, Agaricomycetes, Agaricales, Omphalotaceae. Bases 1 to 1467 code for a protein of 488 amino acids. The transcript is spliced from 2 exons. Gene Ontology annotation, molecular function: protein binding; 6-phosphogluconolactonase activity. The record is from RefSeq and is a predicted model, not a curated record.